Molecule: messenger RNA, 1938 nt
Organism: Achroia grisella
Lineage: Eukaryota; Metazoa; Arthropoda; Insecta; Lepidoptera; Pyralidae
Product: protein ILRUN
Exons: 5
Coding region: 286-936 (216 amino acids)
Molecular function (GO): protein binding
Source: RefSeq, a predicted model, not a curated record
UUAAACAAAUCGUCAGAUUUACACGAAGUUCUAGAAUUGAGUUUUUGUUAUUACUCCAAAAUAUGGAAUUUGCCUAUAUGGAUUUUCCUUGUUUGUUAUUUGUUAUAAAUUAAUUUUGUAUAUUUUUAUUUACUUUCUUUUAUCCUACAUAAUUUACGUUCAAUAAAUAAAAGAGUUGUGUAUCAAAAGUCAGCUGACGAACGUAAACAAAGAGCAUGUUGAAUUUGUAAAGUUGUGAAAUACUUUAUGUGUAGUACUUUGUAAUUGAUUAAUAAAUCUGGCAUUAUGGAUAUUGAUGGUUCAUCUAUCCCCGGCGAAAUUGAUCAAAAUCUUCUCUUACAAUUUAGUUGUAUGAAUACGACUGAUAGAGAAGAACUUGUGAGCCAAAUGCAAAGACUACUUGGACCAAGUUUAAACCAUAACACAGCUACUUUUUUCUUGGAUAUGAGUAAUUGGAACUUACAAGCUGCUAUUUGUUGUUAUCUAGACUACACAUUGCCUCCAAAGCUUCCAUCUAUGUCACUUAAAGCAGCACAAAACCAGGAAACGUCUAUAGGUCCUGGAAGCAGUUUUGAACAUUAUUGGAGUAUUGCAAAUACAGGGGCAGAAGCUUGGCCUGGCAGCUGUAGAGUUAUACAAGCAGGUGGUGUGCAUUUUGGUGCUCCACCAUUUUAUGUGCCCCCUUUACCCCCGGGACAAUCUACGACAGUCACAAUGAAGUUAGUUGCACCAAGCAAUCCGGGAACCCACAGAGGCUAUUUUCAUUUGGUAAAUGAUAAAGGGGAUCAGAUAGGGGAUACACUAUGGGUAGAAAUUAUAGUUGAGUCAGAGAUGACAAUGGCCCUUGUUGAGCAGUUAGCUGCCUUACCUGUCCCUAGUAGUAGACUGGACGAUUCAGUAGCGCAGGUGCCAUCGCAAGACGACCAAAUGUGUUGAUGUAUAUGUCACAAUAACUUUAUAUACCCUCAUUCAGCUACAGGUUUUCUUAUAAUUUGUACUAUGUUUGUUACAAUUUAACCAUUUGGGGUUUAUUUAUAUAGAUCUAGUAAAUAUAUUUUUCAACAUUAUUACUAUAAUCCUGUAGUAUUAAUUAAGAAAUAAAUUUAUGCUCACAUUGUUUUUAGUGGUUUUAAAGUUUCAUAUAAUAAAAUUCUAAUAAACCUUACUUGAGAAUCUUUAGUAUCACUAUUUAACUCGUAAUGAGUUAAACUAAAGUAUCUAAGUAUUUUCAUCAAAAUUAAAGUAUACAGAUUUUAUGAUGAGUAUACGUAAUUUUUAAAAACAAAUAUGUUUAUAAUAAUUUGUACAUGAUAUGAAUAGUGAAACUAAUAUUUUAUAUAAUUUAUGGCAUAAGUUCUCGAACUUGACUCUCUCGAACUUCCAAAUAAAAUUAUUAUUAUACUAGUGAAAUAAAAUUUAAUUGCAUUCUUAUAAUAGUCCUAUAACUAAUUUGCAACAUCAAAUAAAAUAUUACCAAAAUGCGUGACCAUUAGGCGCUACAAUUAUUUCAUGAACAACAUGAUAUUUAAAAUGUGUUAAAAUUGAUGGCCUGAAAGCCAGGAAUAGGUCAAGCUGCCCAAUUUCCCCCGUGUCCAAAACACAUAAGAUGGUUAAGAUAAUUGUGUUAUGAAGCGUAGUGAGUCAGCUGUAGUUAUAGAGGGUGGGUUGAAGCACAGCACCCUCGGAAACAUGUAUCAUAGUAAAACCUUAUUAAAGAUGUAAAAUUGUCAGCUGAUAGCAAAUAUAAAAAAAACACGUUUCUCUCACUCCAAAAUUUAAUGUUAGUAUAUGCUAUUUGUAGUGGGAUAUUAGUCAGUUAAACAAUUAAAAUAUUUUAUUAUAAUACUGACAAAUUGGCUUUUGUAAUAAUAGACCUUGUACACGGUAACUUAAUAGCGCGUUCUACAUUUUAUACAGCAUCAUCUUGCGCGCCAUGAA